This is a messenger RNA of Psammomys obesus (fat sand rat), 8256 nucleotides long. It is a transcript of the gene Muc5ac, whose product is annotated as mucin 5AC, oligomeric mucus/gel-forming. Gene Ontology annotation, molecular function: protein binding. Gene Ontology annotation, cellular component: extracellular matrix. Bases 1 to 8256 code for a protein of 2751 amino acids. Lineage: Eukaryota; Metazoa; Chordata; Mammalia; Rodentia; Muridae. The record is from RefSeq and is a predicted model, not a curated record. The transcript has 50 exons.
AUGGGUGUCAGCCGGAAGAAGCUGGUCCCUUUCUGGGUCCUAGUCCUGGCCCUGGCCUGCAGUCAGCACACAGGCCAGGCUUACCGGGAAGCUCUGACAUCUGACCACGAGCACAACUCUGAUGUCUCUCUCCUUCAAGGCCAUGGUGGUGCUGCCCUCCAUGGAGUGACCAUCAUUCCACCUCUGCAGACCAUCCCUGUGGUACGAGCCCUCAACCCGGCACAUACCGGGCGGGUGUGCAGCACAUGGGGCGACUUCCACUAUAAGACCUUUGAUGGCCAAGUCUUCCGCUUCCCUGGCCUCUGCAACUACGUGUUCUCUGCACACUGUGGGGCUGCCUACGAGGACUUCAAUAUCCAGCUCCGUCGUGGCCGGGAGUCUAAUUCCACCACUCUGAGCAGCGUCACCAUGAAGCUUGAUGGCCUAGUUGUUGAGCUGACCAAGAACUCCGUAUUAGUCAAUAACCACCAGGUCCAGCUGCCCUUCAGCCAGUCUGGGGUCCUCAUCGAGCUCGGCAGUGGAUACCUGAAGGUGGUAGCCAGGCUGGGGCUGGUCUUCUUGUGGAAUGACGAUGACAGUCUUCUGCUGGAGUUGGACACCAAAUACACCAAUAAGACUUGUGGUCUCUGUGGAGACUUCAAUGGCAGCCCAGAGUCCAGCGAGUUCCUCUCCCACAAUGCUAGGCUGACACCCCUUGAGUUUGGGAACCUCCAGAAGAUGGAUGGACCCACAGAGCAAUGCCAGGACACCCUGCCUGUGCCCCAGAAGAACUGUUCCACCAGAUCUGGCAUCUGUGAGGAGAUCCUGAAAGGUCCGCUGUUCUCGAACUGUGCGGCCCUGGUGGAUAUCAGCAGCUACCUGGAGGCUUGCUGGCAGGACCUCUGUCUCUGUGAGAGCCCUGAUGUGUCCAGCUGCAUCUGCCAUACCCUGGCUGAGUACUCCCGGCAGUGCGCCCAUGCUGGAGGACAGCCCCAGGACUGGCGGAGUCCCAGCCUCUGCCCCCAGAUUUGCCCCCCCAACAUGCAGCACCAGGAAUGUGGCUCACCCUGUGUGGACACCUGCUCCAACCCCCAGCGUUCCCAGGUCUGUGAGGACCACUGUGUUGCAGGAUGCUUCUGUCCUGAGGGAAUGGUGCUUGAUGACAUCAACCAGACUGGCUGUGUCCCUGUAUCCCAGUGUGCCUGCGUGUACAAUGGGACACCUUACGCACCGGGCACCAAUUACUCUACUGACUGCACCACCACAUGCUCUGGAGGUCGGUGGAGCUGCCAGGAGGUCCCAUGCCCUGGCACCUGCUCAGUGCUGGGAGGAUCCCACUUCUCCACAUUUGAUGAAAGACAGUACACAGUGCAUGGGGACUGCAGCUAUGUGCUGAGCAAGCCCUGUGACAGCAAUGUUUUCACUGUGCUGGCUGAACUGCGAAAGUGUGGACUGACUGACAGCGAGACUUGUCUGAAGAGUGUGAUGCUGAGCCUGAGCGGGGGCCAAACGGUGGUCAUGGUGAAAGCCACUGGAGAGGUCUUUGUGAACCAGAUCUAUACCCAGCUGCCAGUGUCGACAGCUAAUGUUACCAUCUUCCGGCCUUCAACCUUCUUCAUCAUUGCCCAGACCAACCUGGGUCUGCAGCUUGAGAUCCAGCUGGUGCCCAUCAUGCAGGUGUUUGUGCGGCUGACCCCUGAGUUCAGAGGGCUAACCUGCGGGCUCUGUGGGAAUUUCAACAGUAUCCAGGCAGAUGACUUCCAGACCAUCAGUGGUGUUGUGGAGGGCACAGCAGCUGCCUUCUUCAACACCUUCAAGACCCAGGCAGCUUGUCCCAAUGUCAAGAAUAUCUUCGAGGACCCCUGCUCGCUCAGCGUGGAGAAUGAGAAGUAUGCUCAGCACUGGUGUUCUCAGCUGACUGAUGCCAGUGGCCCGUUUUCCCAGUGCCACGCCACCGUGAACCCCAGCACCUACUUCUCGAACUGCAUGUUUGACACGUGCAACUGUGAGAAGAGUGAGGACUGCAUGUGCGCAGCCCUGUCCUCCUAUGUGCGUGCCUGUGCUGCCAAAGGCGUGCUACUCAGUGGCUGGAGGGAUGGCGUCUGCACAAAGCCUACAACUACCUGCCCAAAGUCAAUGACUUACCAAUACCACAUCAGCACCUGCCAGCCCACCUGCCGCGCUCUGAAUGGGGAAGAUGUCACCUGCCAUGUCAGCUUCAUCCCUGUAGAUGGCUGCACCUGCCCCAAAGGCACCUUCUUGGAUGAUUCAGGCAAAUGUGUGCAGGCCACCAGCUGUCCCUGCUACCACAGGGGAUCCACAGUUCCCAAUGGCGAGUCUGUGCAUGACAGUGGGGCCAUUUGCACCUGCACCCAAGGAACACUAACCUGCAUUGGAAGUCCUGCCCUCGCUCCAGUGUGUGAUGCACCCAUGAUCUAUUUUGACUGCCACAAUGCCACACCUGGAGACACUGGAGCUGGAUGUCAGAAGAGCUGUCACACCCUGGACAUGACCUGCUACAGCUCCGAGUGCGUGCCUGGCUGUGUGUGCCCGGAUGGGUUGGUGGCAGAUGGCAAUGGAGGCUGUGUUGUUAUUGAGGACUGUCCUUGUGUGCACAACGAGGCCACCUACAGGCCUGGGGAGACCAUCAGAGUGGGCUGCAACAAUUGCACCUGUGAGAAUAGAAUGUGGCAGUGCACAGGCAAGCCCUGCCUGGCCACCUGUGCCGUGUAUGGGGAUGGCCACUACCUCACUUUUGACGGGCAACGCUACAGCUUCAGCGGGGACUGCGAGUACACGCUGUUGCAGGACCACUGUGGUGGGAAUGACAGCUCCCAGGAUGCCUUUCGUGUUGUCACCGAGAAUGUCCCCUGUGGUACCACCGGAACCACUUGUUCCAAGGACAUCAAGAUCUUCCUGGGGAACUAUGAGCUGAAGCUGAGUGACGGCAAGGUGGAGGUGAUCCAGAAGGGUGUGGGGCAGGAGCCCCCCUACUAUGUCCACCGGAUGGGCAUCUACCUGGUGGUGGAAACCGAUGUUGGCCUGGUGCUUCUGUGGGACGGGAAGACCAGCAUCUUUCUCAGACUCAGCCCUGAGUUCAAGGGCAGGGUCUGUGGCCUGUGUGGGAACUUUGACGACAACGCCAUCAAUGACUUCACCACACGCAGCCAGUCUGUGGUGGGCGAUGUGCUGGAGUUUGGAAAUAGCUGGAAGUUCUCUCCAACCUGCCCGGAUGCCCUGGUGCCCAAGGACCCCUGCCUUGCCAACCCUUACCGCAAGUCCUGGGCCCAAAAGCAAUGCAGCAUCAUCAACAGUGCAACCUUCGCCACCUGCCAUGCCCACGUGGAGCCUGCCAAGUACUACGAAGCCUGUGUGAGUGACGCAUGUGCCUGCGACUCAGGGGGUGACUGUGAGUGUUUCUGCACUGCUGUGGCCGCCUAUGCCCAGGCCUGCCACGAAGUGGGAGUGUGUGUGUCCUGGAGGACCCCUGACAUCUGCCCGCUAUUCUGUGACUACUACAACCCAGAGGGUCAGUGCCAGUGGCACUAUCAGCCAUGUGGUGCCCCUUGCAUGCGCACCUGCCAGAACCCUAGCGGACAGUGCCUACAAGAUCUUCGUGGUCUUGAAGGCUGCUACCCCAAGUGCCCACCAACGGCCCCCAUCUUUGAUGAGGGCACGAUGCGGUGUGUAGCCAACUGUACAGUCACCCCCUCGCCUCCACCACCACGUCCCUGCCGCGUCAACGGAAAGUUGUACCGACCAGGCGCAACAGUACCUUCAGACAAGAACUGUUAUUCCUGCAUGUGCACGGAGAGCGGCGUGCGCUGUGCCCAUGAUGCUGGUGCCUGUGUCUGUACCUACAACGGGCAACACUUCCAUCCUGGCGACAUCAUCUACCACACGACAGAUGGCAUGGGAGGCUGCAUCUCUGCACACUGCAGGGCCAACGGUACCAUCGAGAGGACUGUUGGCACCUGCAGCCCCGCCACCCCCGCUCCCCCGACCACUUUCUCCUUCUCCACACCGCUUGUCAUGACCUCAAUGCGACCCUCCAGCACACACCCCGGCAGCACCCUGUCUGUGGAGACCCCUGCCCCCGCUUCCACCCUGAGCACAUCUACGACAGCCUCCACCUCACCCAUGCCAGGGUGCCAGGAGGAGUGCCGCUGGUCUCGCUGGAUGGAUGUCAGCCGUCCUGGACGUGGCAUCGACAGCGGCGACUUUGACACCCUGGAGAACCUCCGUGCCCAUGGCCACCAGAUCUGCCAAGUGCCAAAAGCAGUGGAGUGUCGUGCUGAGAAGAGCCCCAAGGUGCCUCUUCACGCACUAGGGCAGCGUGUGAACUGCAGCACAGCUGUGGGCCUGACCUGUCACAACAGGGACCAGGUGUCAGGGCUCUGUGACAACUACCAGAUCAAAGUCCAGUGCUGUACCCCCAUCAGCUGCCCAACCUCCAGUGCUCCUACCAAGACCACCCAUUCGAUAGCCUCCAGCACAGCUGCGGUGGGGGCCACCAUCUCCUCAGCCUCAGUCAUCUCAACGGACCACACAGAUAGCAGAGUUCCCUCAGGUCCCUCUACCCAUGCCCCAGGUCCUUCUCCCUCUUCCUCUGGUUCUUCUUCAUCGGCUCCAGGUCCAUCUAUCCCUGCCCGAGUCACUUCUACCACUAUUAAAACAACUCUGUCCACCACUAGCCCAACGCCAGAGCCAACGCCAGCCACAUCAUCCGCAUCCAGCUCAACCGCAGGGUCCACAGUGGCCUCCUUUGAAACUACCCACCAAUGCAGACAGGAGCGUUGCAAUUGGACUGUUUGGAUAGAUGGUAGCUACCCAGGGGCUGACAGAGACAGUGGAGAUUUUGACACUUUUACGAACCUGAGAGCCAAAGGAUACAAGUUCUGUGAGAAGCCACGGAAUGUUGAGUGCAGGGCUCAGUUCUUUCCCAACACUCCGCUGGCGGAGCUAGGGCAGAAUGUGACCUGCAACCCAGAGGUAGGCUUGAUCUGUCUGAACAAGGACCAGCUGCCACCCAUUUGCUACAACUAUGAGAUCCGGAUAGAGUGCUGUACGGUAGUGGACCUGUGCUCCACAGCUUCACCCGCCACACAUCCCACCUCCUCUGAAGUCAGCGCGAAAACAAAGUCCAGUAGGACGACACGCCUGCGGUCCCCUUCCACCAAGGACACCAGCACACACUCAGCAACCAUACACACGAAACCCUGGACCACAAGCAGUCCACACACAAUCACCCAACCGGUGAGCACCCACUGCCAGCCACAGUGCAACUGGACCAAGUGGUUUGACACGGACUUCCCGGUGCCCGGUCCUCAUGGAGGGGACCUGGAAACCUACAGCAACAUCCUGAGGAGGGGAGAGAAGAUCUGCCACCGGCCAGAGGAGAUCACACAGCUGGAAUGCAGGGCUGAGAGCCACCCUGAGGUGAGGGUGGAGGACCUGGGCCAGGUGGUGCAGUGUGAGCCCAGCGUGGGCCUCGUGUGCAGGAACCGGGACGUGGGCCUCGUGUGCAGGAACCGGGACCAGGAGGGCAUGUCUGGGAUGUGCCUCAACUACGAGGUUCGAGUGCUGUGCUGUCAUGUCCCCGAAGGCUGCCCUGAGACCUAUGGGACUGCUCCUGUGACAUCAUCCCAUAAGCCCUCAUUUCCAGUUGUGUCGCCCUCAUCUGUGCCCACAACCUCCCUGUCCAGCCCUAGCGUACCUUCUACCACCACGCCUUGUUUCUGCAGCGUGUCGGGCCGGUUAUACACUUUGGGAUCCAUCAUCUACAACCAGACAGACCUCGAUGGCCACUGUUACUACGCAUUGUGCAGCCAGGAUUGCCAGGUGGUCAGAGGGGUUAGUGGGAGCUGCCCCUCCACCAUGACGCCCCCGACAUCACCUCUGCCCACAUCUACAUCUCCCGCCCCGCCUGUCCCUGCGAGGGACCGGUGCAAUUUGUUUCCUCCAAGAACAAAAGGGGAGACCUGGCACAUGCCUAACUGUUCCCAAGCCACCUGUGAGGGCAACAAUGUCGUCUCCUUGAGCCCACGCCAGUGUCCAGAAGUGAAGGCACCAUCUUGUGCCAAUGGCUACCCACCCCUGAAGGUGGAUGACCAGGAUGGUUGCUGCCAGCACUACCAGUGCCAGUGCGUUUGCAGCGGCUGGGGCGACCCCCAUUACAUCACAUUUGAUGGCACCUACUACACUUUCCUGGAUAACUGCACAUAUGUGCUGGUGAAGCAGAUUGUGCCCGUGUUCGGACACUUCCGUGUGCUCAUUGACAACUACUUUUGUGACCUGGGAGACAGUGUUUCCUGCCCGCAGUCCAUCAUUGUCGAGUACCACGAGGACCAUGUGGUGCUGACCCGCAGGCCAGUUGAUGGGGUCAUGACUAACCAGAUCAUCUUCAACAACAAGGUAGUCAGUCCUGGCUUCCAGCAGAACGGCAUUGUCGUCUCCCGUGUGGGUAUCAAGAUGUAUGUUUCCAUCCCAGAGAUUGGUGUCCAGGUCAUGUUUUCAGGCCUCAUCUUCUCUGUCGAGGUGCCCUUCAACUUGUUUGCCAACAACACAGAGGGCCAAUGCGGCACUUGCACUAAUGACAAGAAGGAUGAAUGCCGCCUGCCUGGAGGGGCAAUAGCCUCCUCUUGCUCUGAGAUGUCUCUCCACUGGAAGGUUCCCCACCCUUCCUGCCAAGGGCCUUCGCCAAAGCCAACUUCAGUACCCAAGCCUUCACCUACCGUGUGCCCACCAUCGCCAAUCUGUCAGAUCAUCCUAAGCGAAGUCUUCCAGGCUUGCCAUGACGUCAUCCCUCCACUGGUGUUCUAUGAAGGCUGCGUAUUUGACUACUGCAAUGUGUUGGACUUGGAGGUGGUGUGCUCAGGCCUGGAGCUCUAUGCAUCACUCUGUGCAGCCGAAGGCGUGUGCAUCUCCUGGAGAAGCAAGACCAACAACACCUGCCCAUUCACCUGUCCUGCUAACAAAGUAUACCAGUCUUGUGGUCCAUCUACCCCUCACUACUGUUACAGUAAUGAUGACAUCAGCAGCAGCUUGAUCCUUCAGGAGGCUGGCCCCACCACAGAGGGCUGCUUCUGUCCAGACAACAUGACACUUUUCAGUACUAAUGAUUCAAUCUGCGUGCCUUCCUGCCAAUGGUGUCUGGGGCCUGAUGGGAAACCUGUGGAGCCGGGCCGUACCAUCAGCGUGGACUGCAAGGACUGCACCUGUAAAGACGGCACGCUGACCUGCCAGAGGAAGUUCUGCCCUGAGCCCACCUGUCCAGAACCUGGUUUUGUGCCCGUGCCUGUGGCCCUGGAGGCUGGCCAGUGUUGUCCCAGGUUCAGCUGUGUCUGCAACUCCAGCUACUGCCCCCCUCCUCUGCACUGCCCGGAGAAUUCUAGCCUGGUGGUCACAUAUGAAGAGGGAGCUUGCUGCCCGAGCCAAAACUGCAGCAGUCAGACUGGCUGCGAAGUCAACGGAACUCUAUAUCAGCCUGGUGCUGUGGUCUCCUUCAGCCUGUGUGAAACAUGCUUGUGUGAGGCGUCCAGCAAUCCCCUUUCAGGUGCCUUUGUGGUCAGCUGUGAGGCCGAGCACUGUGACACCGGCUGUGCUAAGGGCUUUGAGUACCAGGACAAGCCAGGGCAGUGCUGUGGCCAGUGUGUGCAGAAGACUUGCCCCUUUAAAAACAGCAACAACUCCACCUACUUCUACCUUCCUGGUGAGUCCUGGAAAGAACCCGGGAACCCAUGUGUGACUCAUAAGUGUGAGAGCUUCCAAGAUACUUUCAUGGUUGUGACGACGAAGCAAGAGUGCCCCAAGGUCAACUGUCCACCGGGCCAGGCUAAGCUGAGAGAAGAUGGUUGCUGCUAUGACUGUACCAUACCCCAGAAGAAAUGCUCGGUGCACCAUAGACAGCAGAUCAUCCGUCAGCAAAACUGCAGCUCUGAGGGUCCCGUGAGCCUCUCCUUCUGCCAGGGCAACUGUGGGGACAGCACCUCCAUAUACUCCCUGGAGGCCAACAUGGUGGAGCAGAAAUGUGAGUGCUGCCAGGAGCUUCAGACCUCGCAGAAAAAUGUGACUCUUCUCUGUGAUGAUGGCUCCAGUCGUACCUUCAGCUUGACCCAGGUUGAGAAGUGUGGCUGCCUGGGCCAGCAGUGCCAUGCUCCGGGUGACACGAGCCACUUAGAGUCCUCAGAAACAGAGUUCAAGUCCAAGGAAAGUAAGGAACACGGCCAGCAGUCAGCCUUCAGGGCCAGCGAGGAGGUGUUUGGGCCUUCCCAGUAA